Messenger RNA from Coregonus clupeaformis (lake whitefish), 4409 nucleotides. RefSeq names its product CLOCK-interacting pacemaker. Gene Ontology annotation, cellular component: nucleus. Lineage: Eukaryota; Metazoa; Chordata; Actinopteri; Salmoniformes; Salmonidae. The coding region runs from base 1280 to 2971 and encodes 563 amino acids. Gene Ontology annotation, biological process: negative regulation of DNA-templated transcription; negative regulation of circadian rhythm. The record is from RefSeq and is a predicted model, not a curated record. The transcript is spliced from 6 exons.
UGAGCCUAGUGUGAGCUAUAUGGAUAAAUCAAAAAUAUAUGCCCUGCUCAUCGUCAUUUGGUAAAUAUAUCUAUGAAUAGCCUACUGCCCACGUGUGUGUGACUACGUGUAUUUUUACACAGUAUUAUAGCCUGGUGUGUGUGUCUGUCUCAGACACAUGCGCUCCCCAACAUGUUGCUCUGAUUUUAUCCUAAAUCCCGCCUACAAUCAGUAUACCUCCUCACGUGGAUUAAACCAUGUUGCCGACUGCACACGUGUUUACGCACGGGAUUGGCCACAGCGCUGCCUGUCUAUGAUAGAAAGUCACUGCUGACCGGGGCAUCACCACUGGGCUAUUACUAUUCAGAUUAGGAGGAGGGUCUAUGCGUAACGCUCAUAAUCAUGGACGCUUUUUGUACGGCUCAGACGGAAUAUUGAACAGACAGGGCGUUCAGGCACGCUGCUGGUUACAGUGUAUCGACUCGAGAACUCAGCGACAACAUUAACCGGUGUUUGAAAUACUUUUGUUACAUUGUUAUUCUGGAUGAGGAUGCCAUACCAAGCAGGAGGUAAAACAUUUUUCUACAGGAUGGUACCCUAGCUAGGACUUGAAACUUGAGGAAAAUAGUUAUCUGCAUGAUUCAAAGAUGCUUUGGUUGGUAUCUGCCUAUAGACAGAACGCUUGUCAGGUCCUAGGGCAGAGAUUGACAAGGCAGAAGGCUUAAGGACAAGGACAGAAUAAAUGGGUGUCUACACACAGGCUACGCCACGUUACAGCAGCUUAUAGCAAACAUGUGAGCCCUUACUCAGUGCUGCUUACUCCAAUUACUCGCUAUUCAAGUCAUGCUGGAUGGGCAGUGUGAUGAGGUAGGCUUGUAUAGCCUUUUUUUUUUUAUGUGGCAACAGCAAACAGCUUAGACCAUUAGGAAGUAAGGAAAUUCUGUCCUAUUUUUCUCCCCACAUUUGUGAUCCAUAAACUGACUGGAAGAUGUAGCCUAAUGAAAAAGUUUGUAUUUGAUGUCCUUAAUCAAUCAAUCUCUUGGGGAAAUUAUUCUGUCAUGUUGGUAUUCCAUCAUAAAUAUCUAUUCUGAUACCCUCAGGUUGAGCUUUAACAGUGGUAACACUGGGGGAUCAUUUAGUUUACAGGUCUGUUAUAUAAAGUAGAACUGGUGUCAUGUAUACGCUGGUGAAGCCUGUAAUGUCGAAAUUCGUUGCUUUUUAGCAAUAAAGAAGCAUUUUUGUCCUCCCAAGAGUGGCUGAAUGUCCAAUUUGUUCUCCAGUUCAUACGCCUCUUUGGACUAUGAGGUCCGUGAUGCCAAAGGAGCAUUUUGGGGAGCAGCCCGAGCGCGUACCCCAGGGCACCUCUAAGAAUGCCAAGGAUAAGAGUAACAGUGCCACUCUGCGGGCAUCCCAGGGUGGCACUCACAGAGACCAGGAGGGUAGGAGAAUGGGCAUGAACGGGAGGAUGUCACGCUCUGACUCAGAGAAGGACUCCGAGAAAGACUCGGGAUACUCCGAGGCUGGUUCGGACUCGGUGCAAAUUGAUCUGGAUGACCAGCGUAGCAGCGUGAGUGAGCCCCACCGGGCCCACAGCAGUAGCAGUUCCCUGCCCCACCGGGCCCACAGCAGUAGCAGUUCCCUGCCCCACCGGGCCCACCGCAGUAGCAGCUCCCUGGGCCACAACAUGCCCCCGUUUGAGGAGCAAAACCCCAUCUACGUCUUCAAGAACCUGGUGGUUAAACCGUCCGGACCAGAGGAACUACUGCACAGACCCCUGGCAUGGGGGGGAGGAUGGGACAGUCUGUCUGGUUUCAAGGCCCCCACCCAGCACCUGCUCAUCCAAAAACCAGGGGUACCCUCCCCCGUCCUUGCCCCCUCCAAUCUGCCAGAUCCCCAGGGCCAGUCCAAGAAAGGGGGCAGUAGAAGCAACAAGAACCAUACCAGCAAGAACUCCUACCUCCCCAUCCUCAACUCCUACCCCCGAAUCGCCCCCCACCCGAGGAAGGAAGGCUUAGAGCAGGGCAGAGAUGGUGCAGGGGCGGUGAAGGAGAGCAGCAGAGAGGGCCAGAGCCGGAGCAAGAGGGUGUGUACAGAGGACAAGAGAGAAACAGUGUCCACCACCACUCAUCUUCGACCACAGCAGCACCACCACCACCAGCGAGAGAGCAGAACCCAAUCCCAUUACAAAGUCAGCAGCAGCCAAAGCUCUUCCCCCCACCUCCCUCACCAUUCCAUGGGUGGCCCUGCAUCCUCCACCCAGCAGGGAUCUCACUGCUGCCACCAACAUGCCAAACCCAGCCCCUCUCCCUCCCGCUCCAAUGGUGUUGGCUCCCCAUCCGUCAUCAGCUCCCAAGCGUCCUCCUCAUCCUCCUCGUCCUCCUCGUCCUCCGCCGACAGCUGGGCCCCAGAGGCCUCGAUAGACCUGUCCGACUGCUUGUCUGACUGCUCGUUGGUGCGUCAGCGGCGCUUCCUCAACACGGCAGAGAUCCUGAGCCAGUCGGGCCUGCUGGCCAUCACGCUGCGCACCAAGGAGCUGCUGCGCCAGAAUGCCGCCACCGAGAAAGAGCUGGCCCAGCUCCGCCAGCACGCCCAGCUCCUCUGUCUGGCAGCCCAGACCGGCCAAGAGGCCACCCAGCAAGGCCCCAACGACAGUCCCAGCCCCAUGGACAAGCUGCUCCAGGCCAUGGCCCAGUCGGGACGCUACCCGAGCCUGGACUGGACCUACUUUAAUGCCAACGGCCACAACCAUCCUGAGAAAGGAGACGAGGCUGAGAAACACAGCAGUAACAACAACAAGCGUUGCCCGUCUCAGAACCCCUUGGCAGCAGCGUCCCAUGACGAUGGCACGUCACCUCCGUCGCCACUUCUCGCCCUGUCUCCUGACCCAGAGGACCGUCCCAAUGUUCUCGCCCUGUCUCCUGACCCAGAGGACCGUCCCAAUGUUCUCGCCAGCCUGCUCUCCAUCUUCCCCUCCCCAGGGUCGGGCCGCUAAGCCCCUGUGUGACCUCAUCAUGCACCCGGAUAGCUCCACCCACCAGGCCUAUUUAUUCUAGCUCCUACGGGGAGGGGCUUCCAUGGGGGACGUUUGACAGAGGUGCACGUGCCACUCUAGGGGGAGAAGCUGAGGAGAGAGGGGAAUGCACUGAACUGUGCAAAACUGUGAAUACACGAUCUUAACUGUAUUACAUCUGAUGGAUCUUUUUUUUUCUUUACUGUUGACUUUACUACCACAGUUAAAUCAAUCAUAAUAUUGCUUAUUUUAUUGAUCAAAUUAGCCAGGGUAUUUCAAUAAUGAGAACAUACAAAUAUGCUUCUUAGGUGACAAUGUAAACAAACAUGAGGGUCCAUGAAUGUAUUAUCCAAUUUAGUACAUUCAAUUCUAGCAAAUCUUAUCUUUAAAUGUAUGAAAUAUAAAUAUUCUGCUAGUGCCCUUUUUAAACAUAGAAAGGUUCCCUCAGUUGUAGUUUGCUUAAAACCCUUGGUAAAACGAUAACAGCACACUAGGAUACAAGGGGCGGACAAGCUUUUCAACAUAAUGGGAAAAUGAACGCAGACCAUUCCAUUAUCAUUUUACUUCAGACGCUCCUUGACCGCCUUAGUGGCGCUGACAGUGUGAAGGCGGUCAUUGACCUCCUCUACCGACCGUAACGGUUGUCUCCCAUUAACCCACUCAUCCCAUGGUCAGUGCUACUGUGCUCUCUGGUCAUUUGAGGGUUAAAGCCAUUCUCAGAAUAAAGAAUGGCCUGCAUGUAGCUUAGUAUAUUGCAGCUCUGAAGUGCUUUAUAUACUGUGGGGCAUGUUCUCUCUUUGUUCAGUCAUAUUACCAGCCAGCACUUGUUUUAGAAGGUUUGGGAUGUCCAUAUUUUGCAAGCUUCGUUGAAUCCAUUCUGUGCCAUGUCAAGGACAUGGGAUGGGAAGAGACUCUGGUGUGACAUGAGACUAGAGUCAGUUAUCAUGGAUACAGACACUUUACUAGAGGCACAUUGGUCAUAAUACCUGAUUGAAUUGUAGUUAGGCUAUACAGUAGUCUGACUAUUUUGAUGUGCAUGGCAGUGGGAUAUCACUGGCUAUUUCUGUUGAAUUUGGUAUGCUCCUUCGAUCCUAUUUGUAAGUGUGUCACCUAAAUUGCAGUAUGAUUGGAUAAUGAUAUUGUGGGUGGGGGUACGGACAUGUAAUAUAUGUUUGUCUGCAGCUUUAUGGUGCAUUAAAGGGGCAAUCUGCAUUUCAAACAACAAUAAAGCAUUCGCCCCGUCACCGAUUUGUUAAAAAGCUGAGGGACGGGGCGGGGCUGAAGAAAUGUAACCACUCUCAAAUUAAUAGGCAGAGUUAUGGAUGAUAGGACUGAACAUCGUUGAGAUCAACAUUAUAGUUUUAACCAUGUUUUGAGGCUAUAUCGUUUUUUUUUUUUCUUUUACAAUUAUAUUGUUUAC